GCAACUAAGAACUCCCAGUUUGAAGAAAUCUUAAGCCAACAUUAGAUAUUACCAGUAAAAAAAAAGUAUAUUAUUUAAUCUCAGGAUCAAAUUCCCUGUUUCCAAAUUUUGAGGAAAGAUCAAAUUUUGAUGGGGGAUUCGACAAGCUUGGAGUUGCAAGAAUCAGGGUGGGAAGAACUGAGGAAAGAGGCGCGAAAGAUCGAAGGGGAUCUCGACGUCAAGCUCUCCUCCUACGCCAAGCUAGGCACUCGAUUCACUCAAUCUCCGGGUUAUGUGGACAGUGGAUCACUAAAUGUUGGUCCCAGUAGAUCAUGGAAGUCCAUGGAAAUGGAAAUAGAGUCCUCACUAGAGAAGCUGCUCGAUAUUAAUGAUUCCAUGAGCCGAUGUGCUGCAACAGCAUCUGCCACAAGUUCUAUUAAUCAAAAACUUGCAAGGCAUAGGGACAUACUUCAUGAAUAUACACAGGAGUUUAGACGAACAAAAGGAAACUUGAACUCCAUGAGAGAGCAUGCCGAACUUCUUAACUCUGUUCGCGAUGCUAUCAGUGAGUCCAAGGCAUCUGGAAGUAUGUCGCCUAGAAUGCAGUUAUUGAGAGAAAGAGCUUCAGUCCACGGGAGCACAAGUCAUAUUGAUGAAGUGAUAGGUCAGGCUCAAGCUACAAGAUCAGUCCUGGGAGCACAAAGGGCUUUGUUCGGCGAUGUUCAGGGAAAAGUCAAGCAUCUGGGCGAAAAAUUUCCUAUUAUUCGAGGCCUCCUUGGAGCGAUAAGAAGAAAGCGUUCGAGGGACACACUCAUCCUCUCUGCAGUCAUAGCAGCCUGCACAUUGUUCCUCAUCAUUUAUUGGCUCUCAAAAUAGUCCAUUUUGAUCCUCAAACUGAAAAACUGCUCAUGAGUUUUUUUUUUUUUUUUUUUUUUUUUUUUACUAUGAAGUUGUGGGUUCAAUUUGCCGAGUGUUGUGAUCUCGUAGUUGGAAGAGGAAAAAGGACAAGGGAAGAGGAAAAAGGUUGCGGGUUUUCUUUUGGCUUUGUUUUCUAGUCUACUCACUUUAUGUACAGAAUCUGGAAGAGGUUUUUAUAUCAAGGAUGAUUUAUUGUUUAAUUUGAAUUAUGACUUGGGUUUAAUGUAA
Molecule: messenger RNA, 1125 nt
Organism: Asparagus officinalis (garden asparagus)
Lineage: Eukaryota; Viridiplantae; Streptophyta; Magnoliopsida; Asparagales; Asparagaceae
Product: Golgi SNAP receptor complex member 1-2
Exons: 8
Coding region: 130-855 (241 amino acids)
Biological process (GO): endoplasmic reticulum to Golgi vesicle-mediated transport; vesicle fusion
Cellular component (GO): SNARE complex; Golgi membrane; Golgi medial cisterna
Molecular function (GO): SNAP receptor activity
Source: RefSeq, a predicted model, not a curated record